Drosophila willistoni is the source of this 1341-nucleotide messenger RNA. RefSeq lists its product as uncharacterized. Lineage: Eukaryota; Metazoa; Arthropoda; Insecta; Diptera; Drosophilidae. The transcript has a single exon. Bases 1 to 1341 code for a protein of 446 amino acids. The record is from RefSeq and is a predicted model, not a curated record.
AUGCAGCAGGUGAUGGCCUUGCAGUGGAAAGAAGAUAAGGAUCUCUUAAGUUAUUUCACCUAUAGCCCGCAACCGCAUUUCAUACUCGAGCAACAUAGUCUUCGAAACUUCUCCAAAAAGGAUCGACAAUAUAUCAAUAUGCAAGCUCAUCCGCUGAUAGUUAUGCCCGAUCAAUGGCAUCCACGUUCCAUGGUCUAUGUUGAUAAGCGAACGGGUGAGCUGCUACUAAGAGGUUCUGUCGGCCGAUUUGUUGAACUUUUGGCCUGGAAACUAAAUGCUACCAUGAACUUUCCACCAUCCAUACGACCAGGACAAGUUCUACAUCCAAACGGAGUGCUGCGAUUGAGUCAGGAAUUGCCUAUAGAUAUACCAGUGAGCAUGACACUGGCUUCACAGCCGGAGCACAUACGGAGUUAUCCCUUUGAGCUGACACACAUUUGUUUGAUGAUUCCUCUGUCCCAGCAGUUGCCUCUGAGGGAAAUAUAUCGUCUGCUGGCCAAUGUUCAGAACAUCCUCAUUGCCUUGGCCAUUCUAUAUGGCUAUGGAUUCUUCCUAAGUUUGCAUGAAUAUUUUUCUGUGGGCAUCGGUUCUUGGGUGGAUUUCUUGCUUAAUGAUCGAGCAUUUCGUGGCCUCUUGGGUCAAUCGUUUCAUUUAAGUCUUUCCUCUUGCCGAAGUGUUUCCCUCAAGGCAGUUUAUUUUAGCCUAAGCAUUAUGGGUUUGUAUUUAAGUUGCAUCUAUGAGGCAGCUUUGGGCACUAUGCUAACUCAUCCACCCAAACGUUUUCAACCACGAACUGUGAAUGAUCUUCGAGAAGUCGGGUUGCGUAUGGCCAUUAAUGAGGUGGAUGUAGCCAUUGGCAUGGAAAUGGAUGUUCCUUUGCAUAGAGUCAAUGGUAGUGAGUUUACUCGUCUCCGGGAUGGUUUUAACAUCAGCCAUGUCUAUUUGGCCUCUCGCCUGCAUUGGACUUUGUUCAAUCAACAGCAAAAGUAUUUCGAAAAAGAGCUCUUUUUGUACUCCAUGGAUGCGUGUCUUAGUACUUUGACUCUAAUGACUUUUCCUUUAACAGAGGAUUCCUGGUUUGCAGAACCCAUCACCAGGCUGAAUUUUGCUGUGCGAGCCAAUGGCAUUUAUCAGUAUUAUGUGGGAAUGCAUUUUCACGAUAUGGCUUCAGCCGGAUUGGUUAGCUUCAAGGAUCUCAGCCAGAGCCAACGUCCCGGUGAUCGACACGGCGUCACCUUGAAUUUAGAUGAUCUUAAAUGGAUUUCAUAUGCCUAUGUUGUGCUUUUGAUGUUUGCCUUCCUAGUAUUGGCUCUAGAGAUUAUGUGGAAGCGUUUCGCUUAA